GAUAAUUUUUUUCGAAAAGGAGCAAACAAAACCGAAACCAAUCAACGCUACUGUACAUUAUCACUCUCUACCCAACGAAAAUACUGGACGCAGAAUAGGUGCACUCUACAAAAGCCGCAUAUGCUUGCUCUUUUUUUUACAAUUCACUCGACAGCUGCCGCUUUCAAAGUUCAGCCCCUCCUGUACCCUAAUAAUUUAUUCCAAAUUCAUCAUCACUCCGAUGCUGGCUUCAGUUAACGAGCUACGUACUACUAGAGCAACACUUUGGCGUGGAAACUCAAGAGAAACACAAGAGGAAUACAAACAACAGGAAAAAAAAAAAAUAACGAAAAAAAAACCCGUCGCCCAUGUCGCCGCCACACGGACAGAGACUGCCUCCUUCACAACUAGGGCAUCGCGUGAGAAUGAAGCCAUUGGCAGUCUUCAAUUUAGACGGCAUUCCGUACAUUGCUCCCUCCGAAGAUUCAAUGGCCUUUCAGAAAUCAAACGAAAACGUGAACAGCACCGAGAGCAGAAGCAACAACAAAAAGAUGCCCCCGAAUAUGACGGCCGAGACUCCAGCUGAGAGCGAACAAACCAUUCGGAAUCAACACAACCCUGAGCUCCGUAUUACAGAAAUAGACAACGGCACUGACUCGUCGACAGAGACAGAGAUAUCGAUGGAACUUUCCGUGCAUAAGGGCGAGGCUUUACGAAUACGGAGCAAAAACGGCAAAAGCAAUGCCAACGAUGAAUCUGAUGUGUGUACUGCGGCGCAACCAAAACAAUCGUGGUGGAUGACAGCCGAUGAGAAUUUCCUAGAACAAUGGAUCAUGGAGAAGCUGGACAAAAUAAUUUCGAAAGCGGAACACGAAGAAGAAAAAUACCUCAUGGACGUUUGGGACGAACGAAUUCUGAUGCAACAGCUCUUGCACGCAAUCAAUGCCGCCAAAGGCCAUUGCCGAGGAGAAGAAAGAGAAGACAAGAGAUUAGGAACAUCGGCAGAAACAAUGGAAAGGACGACCGAGAACGACAACAACAACAACAAGCAAGGGGCUGGGGUGAAGGAAACAAAGAAUGUCAUGUUAUCGGUUUCUGAGGACAAUGAAAGUCUCGAGAGCAAGGACGAGGAAAGUUGCGAAACGCCAAUGAAUGCAAGGCUGGAGUCAGUGUUGGGCGUUAGGGAUACGGCGCAGCAAAAGAAAAAGAAACUUAUGGAUCUAGUGACAACAAAGGCUGUAUCACGUUCACAAAAGCAAUUGCCAGGGAUUUCUUCAGUGACCCGCGAUCCAGGAGUAGCAUCAGUACAAAAACCUAUUAGUAACAGCAAAAGAAAUGAAGGAUCACUGCUUAAAAUCACGAAGAUUCGACGAGCCCUUCCGAAAUGGAUUCCAACCAGCAGUGCUUCCGAAAACGAAGAUGAUAAAAUGAAUUUAUUAUUUUCACCGGAAGACUUUCGAUCGAGUGUGAUCGGGUCGGUGCACAACCAGCUCCCCCAGGCCGUUCGGGACCACCCCAAGUCCCUUUUGUACAUUGAGAUUACCGAUCCACACCCCGGCGAUCCCUGUUCCUACCUCCUGGAAGCCCACGCCACACACGAUCACGAUGGAUUGGAACAUCUCAGAGCCACUACCGACGCCUACAUUCGAUCAAAAAUUGCCGCAGUGAACCUUCGGCUACUAUUAGAGGAUGGCUUCUCAUUGGAACUCGACGUUCCGUUGAGCCUUCGAGAACCCAUCGGCGUGAGCUUCGCCAAGUUUAGCGUCAAACACAAGGGGAGUAAACAGGAUCGCUGCGAUGCAAAUCAAAGACAAGACAGUACCAACAAUACAGCUCAUUCACCGCAACCGAAAGGUAUCUGGAUCAAGGAUGUUCUGCCUUGCAAGGGAUUGGCCAAGGCCAUGGGAGGACACGAAGUAUUCGAUUUCGGAGCGGCCGUCUUGGCAGUGAAUGAAUUGGCCGUUUCGGACCCUCUGGACCUCCAAGAGCUGUUAGUGAAGGCUAAAAAAGCUUCCCAAGAAUCCAUCAUAUUGACGAUUUGCAUUUCCAAGGACUCAGAUCUCUGCAGGAUACCCAUUCAAAAGCUGGAAAGGGAAUUCAAAAUUCGAAGACGAGACAAAACCGCGUAUGACCCAGCAGUAUAUCAAAAACUUCGAAACCUUCCCUUCAAUUCCUCAAGCCCAGAACUGAACUCAACGUCGCCAAAAGCAUACACUAUUGCGACGGGAGCAAAACUGCACGAAGGAAUACCAGUGGGAGGAAUGGAACGAGACGAUUCCAAUAGAGGAAAAACGAAAACUGUUCCUUUGGAAGGAAGUGCCUCCACAAAACUGCCUGCCUCUUUGGAUAAAUCAACCUCUGUAGAAAACCUUCCCGCACUUUCACCCGGUUUUGCACAAGCAAGAUCACCGAUAGCACCUGCCCAAGAAAAGCUUUAUAAAGCAACUUCAUCAGUAGAAAACGGAAAAGAGGUUCCUUCGAAAAUAAUUGCCACAAAACCAAUUACUCAGAAAACGCUCGACGUGUUUGAUGAAUCAUCUCGUUCCGAAAAGAAUCCCGCCUUUUCGCUAGAUCCAGCACUGGCAACAUCAUCAUCGACAACUUCAGCAACAGAGAAGCCGACCAGAGCACCAUUAUCAUCAGGAAAUCAAAAGGAAGACAGUGUUUUCAAAGAGACCGAUGAAGUUUCUUCGAAAAAACCUGCUCCACGCAGCAGUAGUGCCUCCUCAUUGAACCCAGUGUCACCAUCAUUACGGUCAGAUUUAUCAACAGGAAAUGCUGGAGCAGAACACUUUCCAAAAAAGAAGAGAACUCUUCCUGCAAAAAUUCCGGCGAAGGAAAUGAUAUCGACUGAGGCCAACGGCACCAGCACCAGUCAAAAGGAGGUCAAUGGAUUGGAUCAUGGUAGCAACAAAUCGAAUAGCGACUCAUUGGUAAUGACAGCUUCUCCCGAUGGGUCGAAACAACGGGAUAGUAGCAAAUCAUUGAAAUCUGGCAAGUCACAAAUUGGAAACACAGCACUAAAAGCAAUGAAUUAUAGCAAUAAUCAGACAGAAGUCCAUAAUGGCCCUGAAAUGCCAACCAACAAAAGUGGACGGAAACAACAAGGCGAAGCCGCAAUCAAAACCACAACUUUGAACGCAGUCACUGAUUUGAUCGACUCAGAUGACGAAAAUGAUGUAGCAGGAAAUGAAAUCUGCACGACGGAAAGCAAAAAUAGGUCGAAAAAUUCCUAUCAUCAUUUUGAACGAAGAUAUAAAAAGCUGAUACAGCUCGACUUCCGAGAUACAAGAAUAUCAGAGAAAGCAGUUUGUUUCGGCAUGUGGGAACAGCACAAAAUCCACAUUGGGGGUACAUGCGGCGACGAUUGCAAAUGUCACAUGACUCUCUCGAGAACAUUUGCCAACGAUAUGAUCAAAGCCUAUGUAAAAAAAGAAUUUAAAUGGAAGGACGACGAUUUGGACUUACAGGCUACAGAGAAAGAUCUAAAGGAAAAGACUCGCGGGAUUUUUCUAUAUUUUUUCCCGAGAUUCAUUGGCAAAUUAGCAAAUCAAUAUCCAAACGAGACAGGAACGAAGUUGAUCGAAAGGCUUGUAGAAAUGUGGCAUACGCACCAGCAGACUCGUUUGAACAGUGGUAUGUUUGGCGUGCGUUGCUCAGAAGACUGCCAGUGCGAAGUUUGCUGGGAGGGUUUAUUUGGAAAGGGUCAACCAAAGAGGUUCGGAAGUGACCCUUCGACACGAAAGGGCGACCAAAAUUCCGAGAAAAGAAACGCACAUUCUACUUCACUUCAAGUUGCAUCAACGCCCGCAAGGAAAAAAUCCCGCCAAACAGAGACCGGCCAUCGCCCAUCUUUUUUUAGCGCUUCUGUCGAACUUCCGUUCGAAAUAGUAUUCAAUACAAUCAAACCACUAGGAGGCUAUUUUAGAACAGAAAGAGGCCAAAAUGGUGAGUCGAAAUGCCUUCUUCUUUCCAAGUGUGAUUCAGGACCGAUGGCUACAGAUGAUAGGAUUAAGGUAGGAACGCAAGUCACGGCGGUGAUGGUAGGAACGCACCGAAACGCUGUAUCACACCAUCACCAACUCCAAGAUUUCUAUGGUUCUGCAAAGCGGGGAAGAAAGAAUCUUUGCGUCAUUUUUCAAAAUGAUCGGCACUGCAAACAAGAAACUCUUACCGCCUCACGGAGCAACUGGACUCGAACCGGUGCUUGGACAGGAAAAAUUAAAGGUGGGUGGAGUGGAGGAACUGCACUCGCACAGCCAAAGCACCGGUAUCAACAACAGGACAUGCAUUUAGAAAAUGCGCUGAAAGGAUCAGUAAGAUCUUCCAGGGAUACGAAUCAACGUCCUUAUCCUAGGCCACCGUUCAAUCACGAAUUUUCUGGUGCAGGGAGCCCCAGAUUUCACGGCGCAUUCAGCCCUGGAGGUGACCAACGACCCCGAGGUUCCUCCUCUCAAGAACACUUUAUUGAUACCGUGCGCAACAAAUCAUGUAGAGAUCUGAUUAGCUUGCUGGAAAAUGGACCCGAGUUUAGCCAUGAGUUCGUUGCUGAUGUCUUACAGCCCCAGAACCUUUACCUUACAGAAGAACUUAAGAAAUUGAAUAUUCAUUCUGCAACUGGAAGAAACACGGAGGCAAAAAAGAAGGUUGUCAAGGUUUAUAUCAAUAGUGCCUAUCUAAUACAAAAAGCGAUGUCAUUGCGGACCUGGUCGUUGGUGUAUAUUGAGCUGAAAUCUUUGUGUCUCGACAGAGCCAAUCCGGCCGAAGAUUUUGGACGAAGUGACAUAAUAGGGACCGAGGUUCGGACUAGAUCUCCGGAUGCAGAACUAGGCCGUCUUCCGGCUCUGCCGCUAGGGCACAGAAUUGACUACCCGGCGAAUAGAUUCUCUACACACAACAACUACAUGAUGUCCCUCGAGAAUCGACAACUGGAAGUAAAGAUUUUGAAAGGAGAUCCUCACAGGGAUCGUUUCCGACCCAAAGAAGUCGGUACAAUUGCUAUACCACUCAAUGAUAUAGAACGGAUAUGGUGAGAUAACCUUUUGGAAUUGAUGGCAGUUUGGACGUGGUAUGGAUUCUCCCAUCACACAAAUUAUUUCGUUGCUCGUUCUGAUGCAAACGUCUUCGUUCUUUCUCGUCUCUCCCGUUUUCCAUUGUUCCGCUCAUCGAUGAUUUGCAAGCCCGUCCGAUGGGUCCUGGUUCGAAAUUUCCAAGCGAUUGGAAGGCGUUGGCACGAUUGCCUUGCACGUCCAGAGAAGGACCGCCGACAUCGAAUACAUCACCCUGAAGAGGCAAGAAAUCGAGGCCACGAUCAAAACCCAGAUCGAGACCGUCGAACGAUUCAACGAGGAAUACUCCCGUUCCCUACAGACCAAGAUUACCUCGAACGUUCGUGGUAUCCACGGAAUUUCCUUGCUCUACGCCGCCAUCGAGGCGGCGAGCGAACCGCGGCUGAUCGAUCGAAUCCUAUCGACGGGCGCCGAUCCCCGGCAGCGGUCCCAGCAGGGCUCACCGCUGGAGCUGGCGCAGAGGCUUUACGAUCGGUGCCUCUCCAAGGCCAGGGACGCCCGAACCAUGGGCCGGCCACACGAAUACCUCGUGGCCCAGGAUCAACAGCGGGCGAGGGCAAAGGCUGUGCUAGAUGCACUGCUGAGUCCCAGUUACCGCCACUACCACCCACUCCCGCAGAGGUACUGAGCACACGCAUAUUUGGGGCAAGAGAGAACGAGGAAUGCUGUUCUAGAGUACAGUACCGCGGGUCAGCGGCAAGAGGUGGAAAACCCCAUCCUACGGAGCAUUGUCUGGAAUGGGAUCUUCCGGUGUUACUACGUAAUUG
Messenger RNA from Pseudo-nitzschia multistriata, 5815 nucleotides. The record is from the annotation of a GenBank genome assembly. Lineage: Eukaryota; Bacillariophyta; Bacillariophyceae; Bacillariales; Bacillariaceae.